Molecule: messenger RNA, 516 nt
Organism: Hyaloperonospora brassicae
Lineage: Eukaryota; Oomycota; Peronosporomycetes; Peronosporales; Peronosporaceae
Source: the annotation of a GenBank genome assembly
AUGGGCAAUCCUGCAGACAUUGUCAACAUCCGCAUGCAGGCCGACAGCCGGUUGCCCCCUCAGCAGCGACGGGAUUACAAACACGCACUGGACGGGUUGACGCGGGUCGAAAAAGAAGAGGGACUUGCAGCACUGAUGCGCGGUGUGCGGCCAAACAUGAUCCGAGCCAUGUUACUGACUACAGGCCAAAUCGCCGCCUAUGACUUGGCCAAAUCAGCGCUUCUAGCGAACGAGCGCGUGAUGAUGCAAGAUGACCUCAAGACCCACGUUGUGGCGAGCAUGGUGGCUGGAUUCGUGGCGACGACGGCGUGUGCCCCGGCUGAUGUCGUCAAGACGAGACUCAUGAACAUGCACGCGCAGGAGUACAAAAGUGCCACGGAUUGCUUCGUGCAAGUGAUCAAGCACGAAGGCGUGAGGGGGCUGUACAAGGGAUGGCUGCCCGCGUACAUGCGCCUUGGGCCACAGACGCUACUGACGUUUGUGUUUCUAGAGCAACUGCGCAAACGUCUGCUGUAG